UCACAACCCGGCCGGCAGCAAAACCAUGGAAGAAAGCAGGCCGCCGUUCCGUUCGAUCUGGCGGCGCAAAGGUCAGGGAGGCCUUCUUACAUGUGCCAGUCAAGCGGUUAGGCUCGCCUACAUCAUUACGCUACUCAUUUCUUGUGAAGUAGGCAGCAUGUGUUGCUCCACGGUGGCAGCCCAUGAUAACAGCAUGGACAUGAUCUCGCUGCUGGAUUUCAAGCGGGCCAUCACCAACGACUCGAGGCAAGCCUUGAGAUCCUGGCACGCCGGCGUCCCUCUUUGCCGUUGGAAUGGCGUCGACUGCAGCCCGACGGGGCGAUUCACCAAGCUGUACCUCAGCGAACGAGGGUUGUCCGGCCCAAUUUCACCGUCCCUCGGGAAUCUAACGUUCCUUAGGGAAUUGGACCUGUCCAGUAAUGGCUUCACCGUCGAGAUACCUCCUCUGAACCAUCUCCAAAGAUUGGAGUACCUUGACUUGGGGGACAACUCACUGCGAGGGACCAUUCCAGAUACUCUCACAAACUGCUCCAAUCUACAGGCCCUAUACCUGUAUUACAACUUACUAAUAGGAGAACUUCCCAGCAGUGUAGGCUGCCUAUCCAAUCUAGUGUCGUUAAUUGUUGGAGGAAAUAAUCUCACCGGAGAAAUCCCACCAAGCCUAAAAAACAGUAGUCAGCUUCAAAUCAUCUUGCUUACUGAUAAUAAGAUCACCGGAAUCAUACACUAGUGCAGAACCGGACAAUAGCACCGGUUCGUAAGGCCCUUUAGUGCCGGUUUAGGAACCGGCACUAAAGUGUGGGCACUAAAGCCCCCCCCCCCCUCCUUUAGUACCGGUUCAGCACGAACCGGUGCUAAAGGGAAACCACUGGCACGAGCCAGCUCCGGGGGCCGGGAGCCCUUUAGUACCGGUUGGUAACA
Messenger RNA from Triticum aestivum (bread wheat), 921 nucleotides. RefSeq names its product probable LRR receptor-like serine/threonine-protein kinase At3g47570. The transcript has 2 exons. The coding region runs from base 26 to 730 and encodes 234 amino acids. Gene Ontology annotation, molecular function: protein binding. NCBI's taxonomy places the organism in Eukaryota, Viridiplantae, Streptophyta, Magnoliopsida, Poales, Poaceae. The record is from RefSeq and is a predicted model, not a curated record.